GAACAUGUGACUGAAGGAAGUGAUGCAACAGGAAGUAGAACCCUCCUCAACAGGAUCUACACUGAGCUCUACAUCACACAGGGACAGAGUGAAGAGGUUAAUACCCAACAUGAGGUGAGGCAGCUUGAGACGGCUUCCAAGAAGAAGAUCCUCCACGACACUCCCAUCAGGUGCCACGACAUCUUUAAAGCCUCCACUGACCAGCAGAGCAGCAUCAGAGUCGUCCUGACCAUCGGCGUCGCUGGCGUUGGAAAAACCUUCUCGGUGCAGAAGUUCACUCUGGACUGGGCAGAGGGUUUAGAAAACCAGGAUGUGGAUCUGCUGACUGUGCUUUCGUUCAGGGAGCUGAACCUGGUGAAGGACCAGCAGCACAGUCUCCUCACGCUGCUCCGUGUUUUCCAUCCAGCGUUACAGAAGCUCACGGCAGAGACGCUCGCUGUCUGUAAACCUUUGUUCAUCUUUGACGGCCUGGAUGAAAGCAGACUUUCUCUGGACUUCAACCACAGGGAGCUUGUGUCUGAGGUCACACAGAGGUCAUCAGUCAACGUGCUGCUGUCAAACCUCCUCCGGGGGAAUCUGCUUCCCUCGGCUCUCAUCUGGAUUACCUCCAGACCUGCGGCGGCCAAUCUGAUCCCUCCUAAAUGUGUUGACAGGGUCACAGAAGUACGAGGCUUCACUGACGCCCAGAAGGAGGAGUACUUCAGGAGGAGAUUCAGUGAUGAAGAGCUGUGCAGCAGAAUCAUCUCACACAUCAAGACGUCCAGGAGCCUCCACAUCAUGUGUCAAAUCCCAGUCUUCUGCUGGAUCAGUGCUACAGUUCUGGAGCACAUGUUGACCACAGGCCAGAGAGGAGAGCUGCCCAAGACCCUGACUGACCUGUACUCACACUUCCUGCUGGUUCAGACAAAGAGGAAGAACAACAAGUACGGUGAGGGACAUGAGACGACUCCACAGCAGCUGAAGAGGACUGACAAGGACGUUCUCCUGAAGCUGGGGAGGCUGGCACUUAAACAUCUGGAGGAAGGAAACAUCAUGUUCUACCAAGAAGACCUGAAGCGGUGUGGUCUUAAUGUCACAGAGGCCUCGGUGUACUCAGGAGUUUGUACUGAGAUCUUCAGAAGAGAGUGUGUGAUCUUCCAGAAAUCAGUCUACUGCUUUGUUCAUCUGAGCGUUCAGGAGUUUCUGGCUGCACUCUACAUGUUCCACUGUUACACCGAGAGGAACACAGAAGAACUCAACAACUUCUUGGGAACAUGUUGGGACACAUACAGUAGCUUUUUCCUGGAUGACCUCCUGAAGAGAACCAUGGAGAAAUCCCUCACCAGUGCAAAUGGUCAUCUGGACCUGUUUGUUCGCUUCCUUCACGGCCUCAGUCUGGAGUCCAACCAGAGAGUCUUAGGAGGCCUGCUGGGUCGGACAGAGAACAAUCCAGAGAUCAUCCAGAGAGUCAUCAACAACCUGAAGGAGAUGAAGAGUGGUGACAUUUCUCCUGACAGAAGCAUCAACAUCUUCCUUUGUCUGACUGAGAUGAACGACCACUCAGUUCAUCAGCAGAUGCAACAGUUCCUGACGUCAGACAACAAAUCAAAGGAGAAACUCUCUGAGAUCCACUGCUCAGCUCUGGCCUACAUGCUGCAGAUGUCAGAGGAGGUUGUGGAUGAGUUGAACAUGAAGAUGUUCAACACAUCAGACCAGGGUCGACUGAGACUGAUCCCAGCUGUGAGGAACUGCAGGAAGGCUCGACUCGUUCGUUGUCGACUCGCAGAGACUCGUUGGGGAGUCGUGGUCUCAGCUAUGAAGUCAAACCCCUCACAUCUGAGAGAACUGGAUCUGAGUGAGAACGACCUGCAGGACUCAGCAGUGAAGAUGCUGUGUUCUGGACUGGAGAGUCCAAACUGUCGACUGGAGACUCUGAGGUUGAGUCUCUGCGGUCUCACAGAGAUCAGCUGUUCUUCUCUGGCUUCAGCUCUGAGGUCAAACCCCUCUCAUCUGAGAGAACUGGAUCUGAGAGGAAACAACCUGCAGGACUCAGGAGUGAAGGAGCUGCUUGAUCUACAGCAGAGUUCAACCUAUCGACUGGAGACUGUCAGAGCGGUUUAUGAACGAUCAGGGGACAUGUACUGGGACAGAGUUUUUACAUAUUGA
Messenger RNA from Limanda limanda (common dab), 2145 nucleotides. RefSeq names its product NLR family CARD domain-containing protein 3-like. The record is from RefSeq and is a predicted model, not a curated record. The transcript has 4 exons. Gene Ontology annotation, molecular function: protein binding. Lineage: Eukaryota; Metazoa; Chordata; Actinopteri; Pleuronectiformes; Pleuronectidae. The annotation marks the transcript as partial.